Abrus precatorius (Indian licorice) is the source of this 1499-nucleotide messenger RNA. Its product is annotated as arginase 1, mitochondrial. Lineage: Eukaryota; Viridiplantae; Streptophyta; Magnoliopsida; Fabales; Fabaceae. Gene Ontology annotation, molecular function: metal ion binding; agmatinase activity. The record is from RefSeq and is a predicted model, not a curated record. The transcript is spliced from 7 exons. The coding region runs from base 80 to 1096 and encodes 338 amino acids.
AGCGCCACUUCACUUCCCACAACUCUCUCUCUCUCUCUCUCCAAGUGGUUUCCUCCAUUCUCUUCCAAGUUUCCAAGAAAUGUCAAUUAUAGCACGCAGAGGCAUCCGUUACAUGCCGAGACUAAAUGCAGCAAAAGUAUCUGAUGCUUUGCUAGAGAAAGGCCAAAGUCGUGUGAUAGAUGCUUCACUUACACUUAUUCGAGAGAGAGCAAAGCUUAAGGGAGAACUUGUGCGUGCUUUGGGAGGUGCCGUAGCAACUUCAUCUCUUCUUGGAGUUCCUUUGGGACAUAACUCGUCAUUCCUUCAAGGACCUGCAUUUGCACCUCCUCGCAUUAGGGAGGCCAUUUGGUGUGGUAGCACAAACUCAACAACUGAGGAAGGCAAGGAAUUACAGGAUGCACGAGUGCUAACUGAUGUUGGUGAUGUUCCUAUCCAAGAACUUCGAGAUUGUGGGGUAGAUGAUCACAGAUUAAUGAAUGUUAUUGGUGAAUCUGUUAAAUUAGUGAUGGAGGAGGAUCCAUUACGUCCUUUAGUUUUAGGUGGUGAUCACUCAAUAUCAUUUCCAGUUAUUAGAGCCGUCUCUGAGAAGCUUGGAGGACCGCUUGAUGUUCUUCAUCUUGAUGCUCAUCCUGAUAACUAUGAUGCCUUUGAAGGAAACAUUUAUUCUCAUGCUUCAUCUUUUGCUCGAAUCAUGGAGGGUGACUAUGUUCGAAGACUUUUGCAGGUUGGUAUAAGAUCAAUUACAGCUGAAGGGCGUGCACAAGCCAAAAAAUUUGGGGUAGAGCAAUAUGAAAUGCGGACAUUUUCAAGAGAUCGUCACCUUUUAGAGAACCUGAAACUAGGGGAAGGUGUUAAAGGUGUAUAUAUAUCAAUAGAUGUGGAUUGUCUUGAUCCUGCCUUUGCUCCAGGAGUGUCUCACAUAGAGCCAGGAGGUCUCUCGUUCCGUGAUGUUCUCAACAUCCUCCACAAUCUUCAAGGUGAUGUCGUUGCAGGAGACGUGGUUGAAUUAAACCCUCAACGAGAUACUGUUGAUGGAAUGACUGCUAUGGUUGCUGCUAAGCUGGUGAGAGAACUGACUGCAAAGAUUUCAAAAUGAUAAUCUCCUGCCUCCUGACAUUUACUCCCAACACACUUCUCAUUCCCUAAAAUGUUUUAUUUGAAGCAUUCAUAGAACAUAAUCAAUAAUUCAAGUCUUUGUGGGAAUGCUGCAUUUCUAUUGGGGUGUAGUUGGUCAUGCUUUUGCAGUUUCAAAUUUCUGCAGAGGUUGCAGUUUGUUUUUCUAUAUAGCCUAAUAGGAUGAUUGAUCUAUGUGACUCAUUGCACCUCUUGAUAUAAAUUUUGUAAGUGCAAGUUAUGAUAUACAAAACUAUCUUCUUAGUUUGAAAGACUAAUAAAGAAGAGAAUAACAUUAAUUCUUAUUUUUCCUUGCGAUAAAAAGAGGGUUAGUUUGAAGUUUGAAUUUUUAAGUAUAAAAUUUGUAAUGGUUGACACAGUAAUUC